GAUCGAAGCAGUUGAAGCAGCAGAGCAGCUAGGCUGAGCUAGAACCGAUCGAUCGAUCGACAUGGAGGCCAAGGCCGCCGCCGUCUCCCUCUCGGCGCCGCUGCCACGCUGCCGCAUCAGCAACAUGCUCGCGUGCUCCGCGCGGAGGUCGUCGCGCAGGUGCAGGUACCAUCACGGCGCUCCUCUUAGACCACUCGCUGCCUCCUCCUCUGCUCGCUCCUUCCCCGCCGCUCGCGUCUACGCGUCAGCGGCAGCGACUACGCCGGCGAAAGAGCAGGACCUCGUCUUCGUCGCCGGCGCCACCGGGAAGGUCGGCUCCCGGACCGUAAGGGAGCUCAUCAAGCUCGGCUUCCGCGUCCGGGCCGCCGUCCGGAGCAAGCAGAGGGCGUCGCCCCUCGUGCAGAGCGUGGAGCGGCUGGAGCUCGGCGAAGGGACCGCGAGCUCGAGGCUGGAGCUGGUGGAGUGCGACCUGGAGAAGCAGGGCGACUCGGCCAUCACGGCGGCCAUGGGUGGCGCGUCGCUCGUGGUGUGCUCCAUCGGCGCCAGCGAGAAGGAGAUCCUCGACGUCACGGGGCCCUACCGCAUCGACUACUUGGCCACCGCCAACCUCGUGCGCGCCGCGGCCGCGGCGGGCGUCGAGCACUUCGUCCUCGUCACCUCCCUCGGCACCACCAGGGUUGGCUUCCCCGCCGCCCUCCUCAACUUGUUCUGGGGCGUGCUGUACUGGAAGAAGCUCGCGGAGGAGGCGCUGGUGGCGAGCGGCGUGCCGUACACGAUCGUGCGGCCGGGAGGGAUGGAGAGGCCGACGGACGCGUACAAGGAGACGCAUAACCUGGUUGUGGCGCCGCGGGACGCCUACGUCGGCGGCCUGGUGUCCAACCUGCAGAUCGCGGAGCUGAUCGCGUGCGUGGCCAAGAACCGGAGCGCGGCGUACUGCAAGGUGGUUGAGGUGGUGGCCGAGACCACCGCGCCGCUUCUGCCCACGGAGGAACUCCUCGCCAAGGUGCCCUCCGACCCCGGCAGGUCUCCGCCUCCCCCUCCUCCACCCCCAGCUCCGGCGGCUCCGGUCACCGUUACCGAGGCCGUGAAGGAGUCGUCUCCUGCACCUCCAGCAGCAGAGGCACCAGCGCCACCAGCUGCAUCCCCAGCACCACCACCAGCUGCAGCGCCGAAAGCAGCAGAGCGGCCACUCUCGCCCUACACGGCGUACGCGGGGUUGAAGCCACCGUCGUCCCCAACACCCAGCUUCAGCAGCGGCGCCACCAGUCAGGCCAAGGAGACACCUCCUGUCGCUGCAGCACAAGCUGCUCCUGCUCCUGCUCCGGCAGCACCAGCACCAGCUGCCCCUGUUCCUGCUGCUCCGGCAACAGCAAAGCAACGGCCGCUCUCUCCCUACACGGCUUACGAGGGCAUGAAGCCGCCGUCUUCCCCGACGCCCAGCUUUAGCAGCGGCAAGGCGAAGGAUGACGCUCCUCCUUCUCCACCACUCUCUGCCGCCUCUCCGGAUGCAGCAACUAGCACCGCCGCCGAGGCUGCAGCUACGCCGCCAACGUCGUUGGGCUCCAGCGACAACGGAGCUCCAACGACUGCUGCUCCAGCGCGCCCACUUUCACCAUACGCCAGGUACGAAGACCUCAAACCUCCAUCCACGCCGACUCCAUCCGCUCCCCAAGGAUAGGCCGACCGGCGGCUACUUAGAUUUUUCCUUUCUUUUCCUGCCCGACGCGUGGCCUGAUCUGUCCGUACGCGAGCUCACGGCACCAUGUAUAUGCUGAUUGUUUUAUUCGAUCAAAAUAUACAAAGUACACGUCGACAAGAUGCAUUAUAUAUUUUUCCGUACAUAUGGUUGGUCUAAA
Molecule: messenger RNA, 1856 nt
Organism: Lolium perenne
Lineage: Eukaryota; Viridiplantae; Streptophyta; Magnoliopsida; Poales; Poaceae
Product: protein TIC 62, chloroplastic
Source: RefSeq, a predicted model, not a curated record